AUGGAAAAUUUGAUAAGAUACAACAAUGACGAAGAUACAGAUGAUACCUCUGGUAACAACAACAAUCAUGUUCCGAGGGAUAAACUCACUCCCAACGAAACCCUAACGCCUAUUUCUGAAGCCAUCGUUACCGAAAACAACAUAAAUUCUUCCCCGAAUCAAGAAGUCAAAGAAAAACCCGAAAUAAGCGUGUAUGUCGAAUUAAAUAUAGAUGAAAACCUAACUCAAUAUCAACAAUUGUCCUCUGAAAAAGUUACGACUACUCUAUCAGAUGACGAAGAUGAUGAUAACCCUAGGAAAAAGAGAAGAUCUCUUACUUCAUUCACAGAUAAUGAUCAAUUAGAAGAAGAAGAAGAAUCAAAGAAAUCGGAACAAACUCAUGUUCCAUCGUUAACAGCACCAACAGUGAAGAAAGCUAAGAAGAAAACAAGCAAAGCUAAUAGUGUUUGGACAAAACCAACAUCCAGAAAGGGUAAAAAGAAGAAUAAUAAUCGUAAUGUGGUUUCUGCAGCUGAAGAUACUGUUUUGAUUACUCCGUUUUCUCGAUUUCCUGAUAAGACUGAUGAUUCAGUAGACAUGAAGAUAUGUCUAUCUAAGGUGUACAAAGAUGAGAAAAUUGAAUUAAGCGAAGAUAGACUAUCAGCUGGAAGUACUAAAGGGUAUAGAAUGGUUAGGGCAACAAGAGGGGUCGUUGAAGGAGCUUGGUAUUUUGAAAUUAGGGUUACGAAAAUUGGGGAGACUGGACAUACUAGGUUAGGUUGGUCUAGUGAUAAAGGAGAUAUACAUGCACCUGUUGGGUACGAUGAAUAUAGUUUCGGGUAUAGAGACGUGGAUGGAAGUAAAAUUCACAAAGCUCUUAGGGAGAAAUACGGGGAAGAAGGUUAUGUCGAAGGUGAUGUCAUUGGUUGUUAUAUCAAUCUGCCUCAGGGAGGUUUAUAUGCUCCAAAACCAGUGCAUUUGUUUUGGUAUAAAGGCCAGAAAUAUUCUUCAACACUGGAGGAAAAGGAUAAGGAAGAGGCGGCCAAAGUGGUACCUGGAAGUGAGAUAUGUUUCUUCAAGAAUGGAAUAUUGCAAGGUGUCGCUUUCAAGGAUCUGUCUGGGGGUCGCUACUACCCUGCUGCUUCUAUGUAUACGCUCCCUAACCAACCCAACUGUACCGUCAAGUUCAACUUCGGCCCUGAUUUUGAAUUCUUCCCCCAAGAAUUUGAAGAUCGUCCGGUCCCCACUGCGAUGAUUGAAGUUCCUUAUCAGCAAGUUGAUGCUAGAAUAGAAAAUGGUGAAUCAGUUGGGAAGUAA
Papaver somniferum (opium poppy) is the source of this 1296-nucleotide messenger RNA. RefSeq names its product protein TRAUCO-like. Bases 1 to 1296 code for a protein of 431 amino acids. Gene Ontology annotation, cellular component: Set1C/COMPASS complex. The record is from RefSeq and is a predicted model, not a curated record. The transcript is spliced from 2 exons. NCBI's taxonomy places the organism in Eukaryota, Viridiplantae, Streptophyta, Magnoliopsida, Ranunculales, Papaveraceae. Gene Ontology annotation, molecular function: transcription cis-regulatory region binding; protein binding.